UUAAUGUCAGCCACUGCCGCCGUCGUUAUUGUUUGCUGGCACCGGUCUCUUAAGCCAUUUUUCUCUUGUAAACAAAAUCAAUAAUUUUUAGUUUUUUUACAACAAAAAAAAAUGUUUUAAAUUUAAAAAAGUUAUUAUAAAAUUAAAACAAAAAUAUGGAAAUAAUUUAUAACUCGCAAAAUUAUAAUAAAAAUAACAUUUGCCGUAUUUGCAUGCAGGAAGAUGGCAAUUUAUAUCCCAUAUUUAAAGAAAUAUUCCUUGGCAACAGAACCACCACUAUAGCUCAGAUAAUUACCGAGUGUACAAAAUAUCCAGUGACACACAAUGACCAGCUACCAGCACAAAUAUGCAAUGCCUGUAUGGAAGCUGCCCGCAACGCCCAUCAAUUUAAAAGUCAAACAGAGGAGGCCUACUGCCAGCUAAAGGCGUUGUAUGAUAUAACAUGGAUUCCCAAACAGGAGAAGGGUAAUGUUAGUGGUUGUAUUAGAAGUGAGGCGGCAGCAACGGUGAGGGUGAGUGCCCUCACCACAGACAAGUAUACACAAACUGAAAAAAGCACAGUAUUUCAGUGUGAGUGUUGCCCGAAAAAGUUUUUCAUUGAAUCGGAAUUAAGGCAACAUCGUGCCACCAUCCAUGCAAAUGAUGCCAAAAAAUGUCGUGUUUGUGGUGAGACCUUUAAUCAUUUAGGUCAAUUGAAGGUUCACUUAUCCACAGAGCAUCCCAGCGAGGGUAUACGUUGUGAUUUUAAGUGUAAUAUAUGUUCGAGAGAAUUUACACGCAAGGACCAUUUGAAAAGGCAUUUAAUACGGGUACACAAGAUCGAAGAUGAUAAAUUAAAUAUUUCCAAAGUAUCGCUGGAUGAACCGGAAAUUGAAAAUCCUCCUCAACUAUCUGCUAGCUUAAAUAACUACAGCAGUCAUUGGCCCGAUUAUCAAGAAGAUGAUGACAACGAAGCUACUGCGCCAAAUGAAACGAUGGCCGCUACAAAUCCUUUCUCGAGUGAAGAUGAAGGUCUCGAGCAUCACAAUUUCAAUGAUAUGGAUGAAGAAGAUGUUAAGCAAUUUGUAGAAACUAUAGCCCAUCCAGAAAUAUCCAUUAAAGUUGAAAAUCCCGAUUACACUGACAAUAUUUCAACCAGCAUUACUAAACAAGAAAAACUAGCAAAAAGCAUCAAUCUUUCAAAUGAAACUGUAUUAAAGCCAGAGUUAGCAGAGGAAAAUAUAGAAAUAAAAGAAAAUGCUAAAGAAAAGGAGGAGGAGGAGCAGGAAGAAGAGAAUAUAGAUAAUCUUAAUACAUCUUAUCAAGAGCAUCAUAGUAAUAAUACAAGUGAUGAAGAUACAGAUGAAGAUUACCAACAUAGCAGUGAUGAUGAGGAUCAGGAUGACAAAUUCGAAACUACAAAAAAACCGCCUAAAGACAACUUAAUGACUGUUGUUAAACAGGAACAGAAUAAUGAAAAACUAGAAAUUGCUACUAGUUCUAAGGAUAAACAUAAAACUAAACUUAAGGCAAAUACUAAAACACCCCGAAGACGACAUGGUUCCACUAAAAAUGAAGAUAAUCGUUGUAAGGAAUGUAAUCGAACCUUUACCCGUUACAAUCAUCUUCUACGCCAUAUGCUAACACACAGUGAUGAAAAGCCACAUGUUUGUAAUUUCUGUGGCAAAGGAUUUUCACGUUCAGAUCAUUUACAAAAACACAUACAGAGUAUACAUUGCGAAAAGAACUAUAAAUGUGAUCAGUGUUCGAGUGCUUAUGGACGCAAGGAUCAUUUGCAACGGCACAUCGAAACGCGUCACAAUAAAGAUCCCACCAUACAGAAACCUCAAUUCGAUUGUGAUAUGUGUGAGAAGAAGUUUACCACCAAGGCCUAUUUGGCAAAACAUAAAUUAUUGCAUACCGAUCGUCUGUAUGCUUGCAAACAUUGUUCGGAAACCUUCACCGAAAAGGAACAAAUGAAAGAGCAUCAAAAGAAAAAACAUGCCCAACCGCGUAAUUUCCUGUGCAAUAUUUGUGGUGAUUCGUUUCAGCGUAAUGAAUAUCUUAAAAUACACAUGCGUCGUCAUACCGGAGAGAAACCGUAUAAAUGUCGUUUUUGUGAAAAAGGUUUUCCGCGCAGUACCGAUUUGAAAAUGCAUGAAAGAUAUCAUAUAGGCCACAAACCUAAUUUGUGUAAUUUAUGUGGCAAAGGUUUUCAUCGUCCCUACAAUCUAACCAUACACAUGCGCACGCAUACCGGUGAAAAACCCUAUAAAUGUAAUCAAUGUCCUCAGGCGUUUGCUCAAAGUAAUGAUCUGAAAGCUCAUAUAAGACGUCAUACUGGAGAACGUUUUCGUUGUGAUAUGUGUAGUGCAGCAUUUUUGCAACGUUAUGGUUUAAAUGCUCAUUUAAGAACUGUACAUGGUAUUAUUGUCACCUCAUUUACGGGACGUUUACGUAAAACCGAACAACCUAUAGAUGGAGGCGGUGGAGGAGAACAACUUGAUCAAACAACAACAGCGGCUGUAGUGACAACACCUCCCACACAACAAUUAGCCCCUGCACAACAAGAACAGUCGCAUACAUCGUUGCCAUCUCCUCAUAUAGACAGUACUAUAACACCACCGCCUUUGUAUUUAGGUCAUCAUUUCAUAGCACCAACAGUUGGUAGCACAUCAACAUCUCCCCCCAUUGAUAUAUCAUCUACAAGUGCUACUACGUCGUCGUCGUUGCCUCCACUUCCAUUAGCUCAUCCUUCAGCGCAACAAAUGUAAUGUUAAUUUAAUUAUUGUUUUAUUAUUAUAAUUAUUAUUCGAAAAAUAAUCCUUAGGAUUUUAGUAUAUUAUUUUAUAUUUAAAAUAAAUAUUUACUCAAUAAAUGAAAAAACAUACAACUAAAUAAUUGUAAA
Molecule: messenger RNA, 2887 nt
Organism: Lucilia cuprina (Australian sheep blowfly)
Lineage: Eukaryota; Metazoa; Arthropoda; Insecta; Diptera; Calliphoridae
Product: zinc finger protein 420
Exons: 4
Coding region: 156-2753 (865 amino acids)
Biological process (GO): regulation of transcription by RNA polymerase II
Cellular component (GO): nucleus
Molecular function (GO): DNA-binding transcription factor activity; RNA polymerase II cis-regulatory region sequence-specific DNA binding; zinc ion binding
Source: RefSeq, a predicted model, not a curated record